CUGCGCAGGCGCCCCAGCGUCGCGAUUGAGAACAUGGCGCCGGCGGCCCGGAAGCUGGUGCUGACCGAGGAGAUGGUCCGGGCGAAGAGCGGCCUGGCGCCUCACCGGGACCUGGCUGAGCUUCAGUCCUUAUCUAUUCCUGGAACUUACCAAGAGAAGAUUACUCACCUAGGAAAUUCUUUGAUGAAUUUAGCAGGUCUGAAAUCUUUAGAUCUCUCUCGCAACUCCUUGGUUAGCCUGGAGGGCAUCCAGUACCUAACUGGGCUGCAGAGUCUCAGCCUCUACUACAACUGCAUUUCCUCGCUGGCGGAAGUCUUCCGGCUCCACCCCCUAACUGAGCUCGUAGACGUGGACUUCCGGCUGAACCCUGUUGUGAAGAACGAGUCCGAUUACCGCCUCUUUGUUGUGCGCCUGCUCCCCAAGCUCCGACAGCUGGACGACCGUCCUGUGAGAGAGAGUGAGAGGAAGGCUUCCCAGCUGCAUUUCACUUCGGAGGACUCACCCGGCUCAGGGGAAAGCAUCCCUGCCGCUCUGAAAGUUGGAAGACCUCGCCACCCUAGAGCCAUGGGCACCGACUCCUCAGCCAGGACGUGCUCGGCCAUGGACGCGGACGAUGAGGCGGUCCUGAACCUCAUUGCUGAGUGCGAGUGGGACUUGCGCAAUCCUCCUGGGAGCGCAGGCUCCGGCCAGCAGGAGCAUGAGGACGACAUGCGCAGUUCCCAAGAAUCCAGACAUCCGCUGAGCCCUCGAUCGGUGCGGCACCAGUGUGGGGACUCCGGGCAGCAGGGCCAGGAGAGGAGGAGCCGCCCCCGAGGCUGCUGGGUGGAGAAGCAGCCGCCACAGCGUGGAGCUGCGCCGGAGGGUCACUGUACCUGCGGGCCACACGCCCACUUCCCCCCACACCCAGACCCCAUGGAUGUUGAGGACUCAGCCUCUUCUCAGAAGUCAAGUUUGUCAGGACAGAAGGUGCUUCGUCCUUUGCCUGGCCCUGAAAAGCACAGGAAGCGAAGAAUGCCUGGUGGGAGAUUCCAGGGGCCCUUGAACCAGGACUGUCUGAGCUGCCUGGAGAGGACUGACAGGCCCUCCAGCCCCACGGAGAGUCUGAGCAGACAGAACGGCUCAGAAGGCAGGAGCGAGAGGACCUUUUCAUCGGGAACAGAAGAGCAGCGGUCUCAGGGCUCAACCAAUGCCAGAGAGUUGUCACUCAAAUUGCGCUCAGCAGCUCUGCCCAGGGAGAAGGCUGCCCUGGAGGUGGUGGUCCUGGAGGCGCUCCUAGACCUGGUGGACAAGUACUGGCAUGGCUGCAGGUCGCUGCAGAGCAAUGAGGUAUUCCUCGCUCAGGCAAGACACAUUCUGUCCUCUGUUCAAGAAUUUACAGCAGCUCAGGACAAUUCAGUGGUUGUGAAUGAAGAAGUCGGCUACCUGACUCUUGAGAACGAGUCUCUGCAAAGUCACCUUGCCAGCCAGCAGCAGUGGUACACCGCCAAGAUGGGCGAGGUGACGGCAGAGCUCAGCCGCACUCGGAAGGAGAUGGAUGACUUGAGACAACAUUUAGAUAAAUCUUUGGAGGAGAAUAGUAGCUUGAAAUCUCUUUUGUUCAGCAUGAAAAAAGAAGUUAAAAACGCAGAUGCUUCAGCUACAUUAAGUUUGCAGAUCACUGGACUUCAAACAAGUGUGAAGAGGCUCUCUGAUGAGAUUGUGGAGUUAAAGCAGCACCUGGAGCACUAUGACAAGAUCCAGGAGCUCACCCAGAUGCUACAGGAGAGCCACAGCUCUCUGGUCAGCACCAAUGAGCACCUGCUGCAGGAGCUGAGCCAGGGACGGGCGCGGCACAGGGCAGAAGUGGAGCACAUGCACUGGAGCUACCAGGAGCUCAAGAAGACCAUGGCCCUGCAUCCCCACAACGACACCAGCCUUGGCGGCUGCCUAUCCUGACUCCUGUGGAGAAGUUACGUGGUUUGUACCUGUGUGUUUCUUCCUAGUGUAUUUGCUGGUGAGCACUGUCUCUUCUGUGUGUAAUUAUUGCUGAUUUUUGAAAUGUAUGGGGGUUUGUAGCCCUGUUUUCUAAAUAAUAGGAUUAAUCCAAGACCUUUGUGUAUUUUGAGACAAAACACACUGACAAAUUUUGAGAAAACAGACCAUAAUGUUUCAUCAAAUAUCCUAAGAUGAAGUAAAUGCGGUGUUUUUCUGCCUAAUGUAAAAGAGAGCUGUGUGUGUCAAAGAAAGUAAUUUUUGUGUAACAAGCAAUUCUUAUCCAAUGUAAUGCAUUGUUUUGAAAAGCUAA
Molecule: messenger RNA, 2284 nt
Organism: Microcebus murinus (gray mouse lemur)
Lineage: Eukaryota; Metazoa; Chordata; Mammalia; Primates; Cheirogaleidae
Gene: CEP72
Product: centrosomal protein 72
Biological process (GO): regulation of protein localization to centrosome; centriole replication; spindle organization
Cellular component (GO): centriolar satellite
Molecular function (GO): protein binding
Source: RefSeq, a predicted model, not a curated record